AUGGGUCUCUUCAAGCGCAAGGACUCCAAAAACUCGAUCCAGAGUGAGAAGGAUGAACAAGAUUCGUUCGCGUCCGUUAACAGUGCUCGCACCUCCAAUGCCUCGUUGCGAUCGCCCGGCUACAAAGGAAGUGGCCUGCCCGCAUCAAUCCCCGAGUUGUCGAUUGCCAAACCCCCCGACCCAGCCUUAGACCCUGCGGCCUAUCUUCGCAGUGUUCAUGCCGUACGAGACCGGGCCAAAUUCGUGCUGUCAAAGGCCAAAAGGAACCAACUUAAACAUUUCGACGUCGACAUGAGCAAGUUCCAGGCUACGGCAUCCUACAUCGUCUCCAUCAUCAAGCGCGACUAUGCUCCCGACUACGAAUCGAUCCCUCCUCAUGGCCGCUGGCAACAUUUCGACGUGGGCGGCAGACCGCGUGUCAACCAGUUGCUGCAGUCCUGGCCCAGUACGAUCGAUGCGCAAGAACGAACUCGUCGGUUGAUCGAUCUCUUUGUUGUUUCGGUCCUCCUGGACGCCGGCGCCGGCACUAAAUGGUCAUACAAAUCCAAGGAGUCGAGCCGGGUCUUCUCGCGCAGCGAAGGCCUUGCGGUGGCCACCCUCGAGAUGUUCAAAAGCGGGCUCUUCAGCAGCGACCCAACCGAACCGUGCCAGGUCGACGGGGCCGGGCUGAAAAAGGUAACGGUGGAAGUCCUGGCCAAGGGAAUGCAGCACUCUGAAACCAACCCGCUCGCCGGUCUGGAGGGCCGCGCCGGACUUCUUGCUCGUCUGUCGGAAGCCCUGAACAACCAGGACUUCUUCGGCGUGGAUGCGCGUCCAGGAAAUCUUCUUGAUCACCUUCUUUCUCAUCCGUCAACACUGGCUUCGUCCGUACCAAUCGUUCCGAUCACCACGCUGUGGACCGUUCUCAUGGACGGUCUGACCCCGAUCUGGCCCUCCUCGCGAACGAAAAUCGACGGUCUGUCUAUUGGGGAUGCCUGGCCCUGUUCGACCCUACCGCCAUCGCCUCCGGCGCAGCCUUGGGAGAACAUCGUACCGUUCCACAAGCUCACCCAAUGGCUGUGUUACUCUAUCAUGGUCCCUAUGUCUCGAUUGAUGAAGAUCCACUUCGCUGGCAGUGACCUGCUUACCGGUCUCCCCGAGUACCGGAAUGGCGGCCUUCUGAUCGAUAUGGGACUACUUACUCUGCGAGAGGAUGACCUCCAGCGCGGAAUCGCUGCAUACAAGCAAAAUGCGCAGAUCAAGGGUCAGCCGAAUGUGGAGGUGGUUCCCCUCUUCUCGACCGACGACGACGUGGUAGUGGAAUGGCGAGCAGUGACUGUUGGGUUCCUGGAUGACCUACUGGACGAAGUCAACGGUCAGUUGGGACUCCGCGGGGAAGACCAAUUGACGCUUGCGCAGAUGCUCGAGGCUGGCUCAUGGAAGGGUGGCCGCGAGAUUGCCGAGGUCUCCAGACCCAACACGAAGGAACCCCCGAUCAUGAUCCGCUCCGACGGCACCGUAUUUUAA
Aspergillus melleus is the source of this 1506-nucleotide messenger RNA. RefSeq names its product URC4/urg3 family protein. The record is from RefSeq and is a predicted model, not a curated record. The coding region runs from base 1 to 1506 and encodes 501 amino acids. Lineage: Eukaryota; Fungi; Ascomycota; Eurotiomycetes; Eurotiales; Aspergillaceae. The transcript is spliced from 4 exons.